Molecule: messenger RNA, 504 nt
Organism: Dovyalis caffra
Lineage: Eukaryota; Viridiplantae; Streptophyta; Magnoliopsida; Malpighiales; Salicaceae
Source: the annotation of a GenBank genome assembly
AUGGGGGAGCAGUUAGGAUUGCUAAAAGUUACAGUUUUGCAAGGGAAAAGAUUGGUUAUCAGGGAUUUCAAGACUAGUGAUCCUUAUGUAGUAGUCAAGCUGGGAAAUCAGACAGCAAAGACCAAGGUUAUCAAUAGCUGUCUUAAUCCAGUGUGGAACGAAGAGCUAAGUUUCUUACUUAGAGAACCUGUUGGAGUUCUCAGUUUGGAAGUGUUUGAUAAAGACCGUUUCAAGGCAGAUGACAAGAUGGGACAUGCUCACCUCAACCUCCAACCAAUUGCAUCUGCUGCUAGACUGAAGCAGUUUGUGAAGGUUUCUUCAGGCGAGACAGUUUUAAGGAAGGUUGUUCCUGAUACCGAAAAUUGUCUUGCUCGCGAAAGCUCAAUUAGUUGCAUAAACGGUGAAGUGGUGCAGAGUGUUUGGUUGAGGCUCUGUGCAGUUGAGUCGGGGGAGAUAGAACUAAAGAUUAAGUUAAUUGAUCCUUCUGUUGCAUCGUCAAGGUAG